Racocetra fulgida is the source of this 216-nucleotide messenger RNA. The record is from the annotation of a GenBank genome assembly. NCBI's taxonomy places the organism in Eukaryota, Fungi, Glomeromycota, Glomeromycetes, Diversisporales, Gigasporaceae.
AUGAAUAGUGAUAAUGAAUAUGAUGAACCUGUUUAUGAUGAACUCAUUUAUGAUGAACCCGUUAAUGAUGAACCCGUUAAUGAUGAAACCGUUAAUGAUGAAAAUGAUGAUGUCCAAGAAAUUAAUGAACCUCCUAAUAUAUUUGCUGCCCUUAAUGAUGAUAAUAAUGGUAUGAAUAGUAUAUUUAAAAUGGUUCAACCAAAUUUAUAUAAGUAA